CACGAAUUACGAGUCGAUAAUGUUUAUGACCAACUUGACACAUUUGAGCUUAGCAGGUAAUCCAAUUUUUGUAAUCGACAAUCUUCAUUCAAACACGCUGGCUUAUUUGGAUUUGUCAAACUGUCUUUUGGGCAUCAGUGGCAAAAGCUUUAGAGAGGACGCUUUCACAAAUUUGCCGAAGCUGAACUACCUCAAUAUUUCCCUGAAUGGCCAUCUGACAAAGUUGUCGUCGUUUGAACCGCUGUCUAUAUCUAUCAAGUACCUCGAGGCAUCUAAUUGUGCUUUUGAAAGUCCCGAUGUAAAAAUGUUUCCGAACUUACAAUGGGUUGAGAUGAGGAGGAAUGUCAUAAAAACAUUACACAAUGAAAUUUUGUCACAAAACAGUAUUCUCGAGACCCUUGACGUAUCAGAAAAUUUAAUAAGCCAUAUUGAGGAGAGAGCUUUCAUAGGAGCUAAAUCACUGAGAAAGCUGGAUAUUUCUCAAAACUUUAUAAGAGGUUUGAACUGGAAUGUUUUCUUUGAAACUCCCAAACUAGAGGUACUCAAUAUCUCAAGAAAUUUACUCAAAUCUCUGGAUGACAUUCCUAUCCCGUCAUUACUACUUUUAGAUGCCAGUAGAUGUGAAAUCGUCGGAUUAAACUCAAACAUACUUCGUAGAACAAAGAAUUUAAGAUAUUUAAACUUGUCAAACAACUUUGUUGAAAGUAUACCUCCGAAACUAUCGUCGUCAAAGUUGCUAAGUAUAGAUUUGAGUUAUUGUCGACUGACUGAAGUCAAACACGAAUCUUUUCAAGAACUACCAUCGCUUCGGAGACUGAACUUGAUGGGGAACAGACUGACCAAUCCAUUAAAUCAUAGUUUACUACAGGAAGUUCGUGAAUUAAAUUUACAAGAUAAUCCGUGGCACUGCGAUUGUACCGAUCCAGACUUCGGCAAGGCGUGGCAUCAUCUCUACUUGUACCCAAAUAAAGGUAGCACAUUGAGAAAUUUGAAAUGCCAUUCACCAAAGGAACACUCAGGGAUGUCAUGGGAGAACAGUUGCUUUCGAGUUUUAGGAGAAGGUAAAAAGUACAAGACUGCAGCUUGGUAUUCUUUUCUUGUUCCUUUUCUCACAGUUUGCUGCAUGAUAGCUAUUUUCAUGGUAGUUCGCCAGGCCUAUGUCUCACAUGGAUUGGAGGUGGAGCAAAGAGAGUCUAGUCAAAGAACAAGCCGCAGAUCUGAGACCAGAGCAACUCGGGUUGGGCCACAUUUCUUCGAUGACGAUUUAGAGAGAGGGAUUCAAAUGUCGGUGAAUGAAUCGACUCAAAGAUCACCCAUUCAUGACUUGUCAAAGCUUCCUAGCUAUGAAGAGGCUUUACUGAUGCCGAAACUCCUAAGCCAAGACGAUCUAAAGGAUAUAAUACGAAACUAUGAAGAGAGAGAUAGAUUUGAAGAAUCUACAUUGAACGAUGCUCAAGAAAGAGGUUCCGGAAUUAAUGAACAGUUAGAUCAUCAACACUAUCCAUCUACUUCCAGGAAUUCUGUGGUGAAUGAAACUAGGAAUAAUCUUCGGACUGAUGAGUGAAAAGUACCAAACUAUCAUGUUUUCACAA
Messenger RNA from Macrosteles quadrilineatus (aster leafhopper), 1592 nucleotides. RefSeq names its product insulin-like growth factor-binding protein complex acid labile subunit. Lineage: Eukaryota; Metazoa; Arthropoda; Insecta; Hemiptera; Cicadellidae. The transcript has a single exon. The record is from RefSeq and is a predicted model, not a curated record. Gene Ontology annotation, molecular function: protein binding. Bases 20 to 1564 code for a protein of 514 amino acids.